This is a messenger RNA of Aspergillus oryzae RIB40, 1596 nucleotides long. RefSeq lists its product as uncharacterized. The record is from RefSeq and is a predicted model, not a curated record. NCBI's taxonomy places the organism in Eukaryota, Fungi, Ascomycota, Eurotiomycetes, Eurotiales, Aspergillaceae. Gene Ontology annotation, molecular function: catalytic activity. The coding region runs from base 1 to 1596 and encodes 531 amino acids. The transcript is spliced from 6 exons.
AUGGCAUACUCAGUCCCUACGCAAGCCGCUCAACUUUUGCGCAAGGGUAUCUUACAGAACCCUAUGCUCAAAGCAAACAUUCCGAACGAUGCAUCUUCUCUCGCAGACCACGUCACAUUCACAGGAAAUGCGAGCCCCAAUAUCCCCAUCAACUGGCGCUUUGCUGAGAGUAUUUCCGCAUUGAAGGGCCUUGAGUCCGUCUGGAUUAACGCUUUAUUGAAGGCGAAAUAUAACCAUGGCCCAGUUAAGGUUGACAUUGAUACUCCAGUGGGGACUUUUGGAAAUGAGACCCCUCACCGCUCAGCCAUCACCAAUAUUUACAAGACAAAGGACGGGCGGUGCUAUCAUGUCCACGGUAAAAACACCUUACCUAUUGAAAUGGCCCAAGAAACAGGUCUAAACCCUGAUCGCGAAGCCGCUUCACCCGCCGAUGCGAUAAGCGUUAUCCAAGAGCGUGUUCAGCAACUUACCGCUGAGGACCUGGACGAACUUAUGAAUGAAAAGUACCGGCAGGCUGGGACAAUCUGCUAUUCCACAGACGAAUACAAAGCAAGUGAACAUGGGAAGGCUAACGCUAACGUUGGUCUCUAUGAGCUGAACCACGUUCCCAAUAACGCUCAGAAGCCCGGCUGGUGGAAGUCGGUCCCUGACACAGGUGUAGCUCGGCCCCUGGCUGGUCUUAAAGUCGUCGACUUAUGUCGUGUGAUUGCUGGCCCUAGUAUCUCGAAGGGAUUGGCCGAGCUUGGCGCGAGUGUGAUGCGCGUAACUGGUCCUGGCGUCGUCGACGCGUAUGCUCUACAUGCCGACCUAAACUGGGGCAAGUGGAAUUGUUCAAUUGACCUGAAGACAGAGGAAGGGAAGGAGACUCUGCGCAAGCUUAUUCUCGAGGCUGAUGUUGUGUUGGAUGGAUACCGACCGGGUGUAAUGGAAAAGCUUGGGUUCGGCAGGGAUGCAGUGCUUGAACUUGUCAAGAACCGGCCAUUCGGCCUUGUUUAUGCCCGUGAAAAUUGCUACGGCUGGCAUGGCCCUUGGCAGCAUAGGAGUGGAUGGCAGCAAAUCAGUGACGCGAACUGUGGUGUUUCCCUCGAGUAUGGCCGCGCCAUGGGACAUGAUGAAGCCGUCACACCUGUCUUCCCUAAUUCGGAUUACUGCACCGGGGUUAUGGGCGUCUGUGGAGUCCUCAACGCUCUGAUUGAAAGGGCCGACAAGGGUGGAUCUUUCUUCAUGGAUACCGCCCUGAACUACUACUCCCAGUGGCUGGUGAAUAGCGUGGGAACCUAUCCCCAGCCUGUCUGGGAGGAUGUCUGGCAGCGACACAACCGCCUAGCCUUCCGCCAUAACGAUAAUAUGCCGGCCACCAUUCCACUUAUGAUGAAUUCACUCAUGGUGAACAGCGGUGCACAACUGUUCCAGUCACGCUUCUUCGAUAUCCGGUAUUCUGGAGCGGUCGAUCGUUACUUCAAGGUGCUUCGUCCUGUUCUCAGCUUUGCUGAGAAACAAGUGGAUCUUCGGUUCAACGUUGGAACAAGGAGCAAUGGCCAUGAUGCCGCUCGCUGGCCGGAAGAUCUACGGACAGAGAUUGUCAACAGCGCAUAA